CUAGCUCCACCAUCAACCACCAAGGCAUCUAACGUCAACGCCAGUUAGAUGAUGUUCAGCAGCUUACCAGCGGCGCAGGAACGCAGCCAAGAAAUGCAAUCACCAGUUAGCUCACCGGAGCUCAUCGAUCCACGCUACAAUCAUAUGCGCAUACCGGCCUCCUCAAGUCGUAUCUUGUAUGAUGUACCCUGCAAAGUUUGUCGCGAUCACAGUUCCGGUAAACACUACGGCAUCUACGCCUGUGACGGUUGUGCCGGGUUCUUCAAGCGCUCCAUCCGGCGCAGUAGACAGUACGUGUGCAAGUCCAAGUCGGAGAUCCCGUGCGUGGUGGACAAGACGCACCGGAAUCAGUGCCGUGCCUGCCGGUUGAAGAAAUGCUUCGAGGUGGGCAUGAACAAGGAUGCGGUACAGCACGAGCGUGGUCCGCGCAGCUCGACCCUGCGCAAACAGAUGGCACUGUUCAUCUCCAAGGAUUCGCCACUGCGCCACGACAUGAUGCUGACGCCGGGUAUUCCGAUACCGCACCACGGUCAUCAUCACGCGCACCAUCACGGACACCACGCGCAUCAUCAGCAGUCGAUGGGUCUAGAUCUAUCGCUCGGACGCAAUCCAUUCCUAACUCCACCACCAUCAGCACCGACCACCACACCGUACCUGGCACCGCCUGUUCUAUUCCCCGGUAUGCAAACUUCCCAUCCGUUGGUCGCGGUGGACGCGAUACGGGAGUCAGCCGCCCAGCUACUCUUCAUGAAUGUAAACUUCCUGAAAAGCCUCACGCCCUUCAUCCAACUCCCGAUGGCGGACCAGCUCGUACUGUUCGAAGAGUCGUGGCGCGAGUUCUUCAUACUAGCCGUCGCACAGUACCUCGCACCGAUCAACUUCAGCCAGCUGCUUAUCGCCUACGAGUAUCUCAACAAUAAUCGCGGCGACAGUGGCAAUGUGAGCGAAUUUCUCGUCAAGGAGGUUGAGAUCUUCCAGGAAAUUCUCGCCCAACUGGCGGCGCUGCGCGUCGAUCCGAACGAGUACGUCUAUCUGCGUGCGAUCGUCCUGUACAAGAGUGAGUUCGACGCCGAAACCAGCAUCUCCAGCGUUAGCAGCGAUGGGUCCGAUGUGACGACCGCUUCGUCCGCCGGUUCGGCGAAAUCCAUCAGCGAGAUAGCGACCGUACGAGCGCUGGAGGAAAGCGCGAAGGAGGCACUCGCGUCCUACAUCAGCACCUGCCGACCGGGACCAUCCAACCGGUACCGUACCCUGCUGCAGCUGCUUCCCGUACUGCGCAACGUCUCCAGCUACACGAUCGAGGAGCUGUUCUUUCGGCGCAACAUUGGUCCGGCACCGCUGCUAAAGCUGCUGCUCGAUUUCUAUCGCCAGAAGUAAGGUGCCUAGUGCUCCAUCCCUUCGAUCCGGUUCGUUGACGUGUGGCGGAUCGUUAAAUAUCUGUGAUUGACUUGCGUCUAGGUGCGGGUCCCCCUUUUCUUUGCCAUCAAGCCUUCCCGUAGUAGCGGUGUGUGAGAAAAAAAAAACAUCUAAUGAUAGACAAUAAUUCGAUUUAAUGCGAAUGCGCAUCGUUACGUACACGUUCAAUUAAA
This is a messenger RNA of Anopheles funestus (African malaria mosquito), 1589 nucleotides long. It is a transcript of the gene tll, whose product is annotated as protein tailless. The record is from RefSeq and is a predicted model, not a curated record. Bases 49 to 1377 code for a protein of 442 amino acids. NCBI's taxonomy places the organism in Eukaryota, Metazoa, Arthropoda, Insecta, Diptera, Culicidae. Gene Ontology annotation, molecular function: nuclear receptor activity; zinc ion binding; RNA polymerase II cis-regulatory region sequence-specific DNA binding. The transcript has 2 exons. Gene Ontology annotation, biological process: positive regulation of transcription by RNA polymerase II; cell differentiation; anatomical structure development.